CUCUUGAGUCUAUACUUCCAGCUGGCGACAAGAUCAAUCAACACCGUCUAGGCCAAUCAAGCAGGCACUACACAAGGUCAGCAGGCUCGGGCUCAUCCGUUAGACAGUACAUGCUUCGACCCGGCAGGUCUCAUACAUCAUGCUCGCCUUGUCUCUAUUCUUGGCAACGUCAGCGUUGGGACAAUCCUUUGGAUAUGGACAAAUGCGCGAUAGUCGCAUUAGAUCGAGUCCAGAGUUGCUAGAGCUCAGAGGACUGGGACAGACUCCUCUCUCAGAGAUGGCAUGGAGCAGUAGUCUCGUACCUCCUCGCCGCCGACCUGGCAAUCCAUCAGGAUGCCCACCAUGCUUUAACUGCCUCUUGCCUGCAUUCAACUGUGGGAAUGCUGGAGAAUGUAAUGAAUACGAUGGCCAAUGCCGUUGUCGACCUGGUUUCGGAGGAGAGGACUGUCUGACACCACUGUGCGGCGCUCUAUCGGACGGUGAUCAGAGGUACCCUCGAGAAGAAGGAAAGCUCUGUGAAUGUAAAGAUGGAUGGGGAGGGAUCAACUGCAAUGUCUGCAAGGAAGAUCAGGCCUGCUCAGGAUUUAAAUCCCGUUUACCAGGACAAGGCGGUCCAGACGGAGAAGAUGACACGGACGACAUGGUUUGCUACAAGGGUGGUCUGGCUGUUCAACAAAAUUUCCAGAUGUGUGACGUGACGAAUCGCAAGAUCAUCGACACGAUCCCUGACAACAAACCUCCUCAAGUCACAUUCUCAUGUACCGCCGAUCUGCAAGACAACAGCACAAUUCUGGACUCGAACUGGCUCUGGCCCAAUGUUCAUUCCGACGGUGACAUGGAAGGAAGCAAAGCAAUGGGGCAUUGCGAAUUCCAAUUCUGGGUCGAUCGGAUCGAGAGUUUCUAUUGCAACUUGAAAGAUUGUUCCUGGCAAGGCAAAGAGAGCUUUGACUCCAACAAGACGUCGUACCGAUGUGAGCAUAUCGAAUGUGCCUGCGUUCCCGGUCGAUUCCUUUGCGGCGAAGAUGGGAGUGUCAACAUCGAUGACUUCCUCGCCGAAGAAGUGAAAGGACCAGGAACGUUCGAAUGUGAAUCUGGCAAAGGUUGCGCAUUCAGCGAAGCGGCCAUGAACAACCUCAUAAAUGAUGUCUUUGGAGACAAAUCCAUCUAUCUCGAUUGCGACUCUGGGGAAUGCUUGCAUCAGACCCAGGUGCCUGGAUACACGCGCCCACAGAAGCCAGACAACACCGUCAUGCUGGCUCUGAGCGCCUCCGCCGCAGCUGCAGUGUUCCUCUUGGCCUGCAUUCUGUUCUGGUACCUCGGUCGAACUCCUCGUCAUCCUGAUGGCAUGGGCGGAGUCAAGCUCCCCGAAGAUGAAGCUGCCAAGCUCAUGACGGAUCAUGUCCCGGCUACACUCCACUUUUCCAAUCUUUCGUACUCUCUCGCCUCGGGAAAGACUGUCCUCAGUCACAUCACUGGGACGGUCCGACCCGGCGAGUUGCUAGCCAUCAUGGGCGCUUCUGGAGCAGGUAAAUCGACUCUCCUGGAUAUCCUCGCUCGCAAAGCCAAGACUGGAACCGUCAGCGGUGACAUGUAUGUCAAUGGACGGGACAUUCCCGAUGAAGCGACAUUCCGCCGGGUUGUCGGAUACGUCGAUCAAGAGGAUACCCUUCUUGGGACUCUGACAGUCUAUGAGACGGUCCUUCUAAGCGCGCUAUUGCGACUACCUCGCGAUAUGAGUCAUGAGGCGAAAGUGUACAGAACGCUCGAAACGAUGAAUGAGCUGGGUAUCCUUGGUAUUCGGGACUCGAGAAUAGGCGAGAGUGGAAAGAGGAGCAUCUCAGGAGGUGAAAAGCGUCGGGUGUCAAUCGCUUGCGAAUUGGUCACUGGCCCAAGCAUUUUGUUCUUGGACGAACCGACCUCAGGUCUCGACUCGUACAAUGCUUACAAUGUCAUUGACUCGCUCAAGACCCUUGCACGGACAUACAAUCGGACCGUCAUCUUCACUAUUCAUCAACCACAAUCCAACAUCGUUGCGCUAUUCGACCGCUUAGUCCUCCUUGCGAAGGGCCAGCUAGUCUACUCUGGCGAAUCGCGACGCGCAGCGGACCACUUUGCCAAACUAGGCUAUGAAUGCCCACCAGGAUACAAUAUCGCUGAUUAUCUCAUCGACGUGACGGUCGAUGCGUCUGGCGAUCGCAAAGUCAAAAAAGGCAAAGCGAACGGCCAUGCUCCCAGCUCUUCUAGAUCUGAACGAGAUCCAGAGAAUGGAUUCAGGCGAGAUGUGGACAGUGCGAGCGAUGAAGAUGACUCGGAUGCGUCUACGCAGAAUUUGCCCGUUGGAAUCAAGCAGAAGGCUCAAAAAUUACUCGGAGCCUUCACCUCGUCCUCUACUCCAGCCUCACCGUCCGAGGAUCUAGUCCCGGAGAAAUUGGCCAGCAUCGUCCUGGCUUCUCGAUCAAGCGAUGAUGCAAAGAUUGUCGAAGCUGAGAUCCAUCGAAUCCAAUCUGGUCAGACGCCAAACGGCGUGGACUCGACACGAGACGUAGGCGAGGAGACUGAUCUGCUCAAGGGGUACCAAAAAGCGGGCUAUUGGACACAGUUCAAGCUGCUCUCUGGUCGAGCCUUCAAGAACCUCUACAGGAAUCCGCUGCUCAUGGGUACACAUUAUGCCGUAGCCAUCGUUGUGGCCUUUGUCUGUGGAUUCUUCUUCUACAAAGUCACGAAUGAUAUUCCUGGAUUUCAGAAUCGACUCGGGCUGUUCCUCUUCAUUCUCAGCUUGUUUGGAUUCUCGACGCUCUCUUCACUGGGAAUCUUUGCGAAUGAGCGAAUCCUGUUCAUGAGGGAACGAGCCAAUGGAUACUAUUCCCCAGCCAUGUACUUCCUGUCCAAGAUUCUGUUUGACAUCAUUCCGCUCCGUGUCAUCCCGCCAUUCGUCCUUGGAUCCAUUGUGUACGGUCUGGCCGGACUCAAUCCUGAAGUCUCGUCUUUCUGGAAGUUCAUCAUGACGUUGGUAUUGUUCAAUCUCACAGCUAGCAGUAUCGUCCUGUUCCUCAGCGUGGCGAUAUCAGAUCUCGGUCUGGCCAAUCUGCUCGGAUCCCUCGUGAUGCUGUACAAUUUGCUCUUCGCUGGGCUGUUGAUGAACUACGACCGAGUGCCACAGGGCCUGAAAUGGAUGCAGACGUUGUCAUUCUUCCACGCAGGGUAUGAGGCGUUGCUCGUGAAUGAGUUGAGAUAUCUCCAGCUCAUCGAGCGCAAGUUUGGUUUGGAUAUUCAAGUCCCCAGUGCUACGAUUCUUUCGUCCUUUGGAUUCCACGCUCAAGCAUUCUGGUGGCCCGAUACAGCUCUCUUGGGCAUUGUGUUCGCCAUUUUCAUCAUUGCAAGUUAUCUCGUCUUGAAAUUCUUCGUCAAAGAGAGGAGAUGAUCGUUCGUUGGGGUCUUUUACUAAACAUAUGCAUGUGGAAUUUGUCUUG
This is a messenger RNA of Kockovaella imperatae, 3470 nucleotides long. RefSeq lists its product as hypothetical. Gene Ontology annotation, molecular function: ABC-type transporter activity; ATP binding; ATP hydrolysis activity. Bases 140 to 3421 code for a protein of 1093 amino acids. The record is from RefSeq and is a predicted model, not a curated record. Gene Ontology annotation, cellular component: membrane. NCBI's taxonomy places the organism in Eukaryota, Fungi, Basidiomycota, Tremellomycetes, Tremellales, Cuniculitremaceae. The transcript is spliced from 15 exons.